Eriocheir sinensis (Chinese mitten crab) is the source of this 3683-nucleotide messenger RNA. RefSeq names its product rhotekin-like. The record is from RefSeq and is a predicted model, not a curated record. The transcript has 10 exons. Bases 76 to 2463 code for a protein of 795 amino acids. Lineage: Eukaryota; Metazoa; Arthropoda; Malacostraca; Decapoda; Varunidae. Gene Ontology annotation, cellular component: actomyosin contractile ring. Gene Ontology annotation, biological process: actomyosin contractile ring assembly; mitotic cytokinesis; septin ring organization.
UCUCAAACCUACAUAUUCCUCCUCUUAUUAGACUUACGAACAUCCUCUUAACCUCCUCUUACCUUCCUCUUAACCAUGGCCCAAGAGUCCUGCCCAUGUGCAACCAACCCCUCGGUACUAUAUAACGUGUGCAUCUCCCUGAACUUACACAGGGAUACGCACACAGACACGCACACACACGCACAUAGCCCAGUCAUAACCACGCCCCCCACACGCCACAAAACGGUCAUAAGAGUAGGCGAUAAAGAGGAAGAGGAGGAGGAGAGAAGGAAUGAAGAGGUGGUGCUUAAGAGGAGAGAAGAAGAGGAGGAGGUGAGGAUUAACGGGAGGAAAGUGAGUCAAGAGGAAGAGGGACAUGGAUGGAGGAGAAGAGAAGAACAAGAGGAAGAGGAGAACAAGUGGAGGAGAAAAGAAGAGGAGGAAGUGGAGAUAAGAUACACGAGAAACGAAGAAGAGGAGGAAGAAAGUGAAAGAUGGAAUAGAAGAAGAAAGGAAGAGGAAGGAGAGGAGAAGAAAGAAGAGGAGGAGAAAGAUGGGAGAAAAAGAGGAAGUUAUGUCAUACCAAACCAUUACUACAACAACAAUGAAGACAACAACAGCAGCUCCUACAUCAACAAUAACAGCUCCAACAUCAACAACAACAACAACAGCGAGAAGAAGAAGAAGGGAAGAAGAUACAGCACUUUAAUCAGCAUCAACGCGGACGCAGACAUCAUCGAGGAAAAAGAAGAAGAGGAGGAGGAAGAGGAAGAAAGAGGAGAUCAAGAGGAAGAGGAAGAUGAUUCGAACCUCUUCCGCAAAGUCAGCAAUACAAGUGACUACUCUUUUACCUCCGAUGUCUCCUUCUCCUCUUCCUCUUCCUCUUCUUCCUCUUUCUUCAUCUCUCCUCCUCCUCCCCGCCCUCGCAUCUCCCUCACGCAAGAUUCUGAUUACUACGGGUCGGAAGAAGAGGAAGAGGAGGAUGAAGAAGAAGAAGAGGAAGAGGAGGAGGAAGAAGAGGAGAGGGACUGGGUUACACCUUUGCAUAAGACUUCAAAGGAAUAUGACUUGGAGCAGAGAAUCGCGCUGGAAAUCAAAAUGCGAGAGGGUACGACCAAGCUGCUGGCGGCCUGCGGGGGGGGACAUGGGGGCACGGCGGGUCGCGGAGGGGGCGGGAGUGCCACCAACCUACCGCACACCCUCGAGGCAGCCAAGAACCUCCUGACCUCCAAUGAGCGUAUGACGGCCUACAUGGCGGAGCUACAGAGGCGCAGGACCUCGGCGGCGGGGCGGGGCAUUGACAGCGGGUGCCAGCCGUCCCUAGCGCGGGUGUGCCUGUCGGACCUGCGCAUGCCCCUCAUCUGGAAGGACAGCGAUCACUUCAAGAACAGAGGAGACUAUCGCAGGUUCGCGGUUUUCGUCCUCCUGAAGAUCGGCACGGAGAUCUACGACACGGUGAUGGUGAACCCGGUGGACCGCUCCAUGACGGACAUCUGCUUCGACGACAUCAUUGUGUUCAAUAACAUUCAGCAUGACUUUGAGUGUCGGCUGGAGGUGUACAGCCAUGUCCUGCAGAAUGACCUGAGCAUGGCCAGCACGCCCCGCAAGCUCAAACGCUCCCUCCACUCCUCCAUCUCCCGCACCGUCGGCAGGAAGCUCGCCGCCACGCUGAGGGAUGAGCUGGCCUCGGGGGAGAUGGGCCCCAAGUUUGACCUUGUCGCGACCUCCACGCUGACCCUGGAGAGUGUGUCCAACAACACUGCCACCUUCGACCUCACCAUGGAGAAUGUUGAGAACCAGGCCAGUCAGCUCCCUCUCUUCGGCCACUUCUGCUGUCGCCUUGCCGCCCAGCCAGACUGUGCCACACAAGAGCGCAUAUCAGGCCUCGCAGCAGUCAAGGAGGAGUCCCAGCAGCCUCAGUGGUGGUGCCGUGUGCAGGGCUGGCAGGUGGAGGUGUGGCCCACUAAGGAGGAGGCGCAGCUGUCCCUCCACCACCCUCGCUCCCUCACUGUGGAUAGGCAUACAGAGAUCAGCCAGGACGGGCCACAGCUGACCAUCACCAACUCCAGCGGGUACGCGCGGGGAAGCCUCACGCUGACCCUGGAGAGCGGCGACGAGGCUAAGGGGUGGGCGGCGUGUCUGCGGCAGCACGUCACCGACCAUCGACUCUGGGGGGCGGCGGCGGAGGGUGACAUGGAGAUCCUCACCCCCCAGCCCGCCCGACACAGCUUCCUCCUCCCACCGCGACGCAGCAGGUUCGCCUCGCUCUAUGAGGAGACACCGCUCAGAGACGGCUCCCCAGUCUCAGACAAAUCUUCCCUGGACGACAUCUACACCUCAUCCGGGUUCGUGGGCUCGUAUUGCACACCAGCCUCCUCCGCCCUGCCGCCCCGCCCCAGGACCCUCACCCUCUCCUCCCGCGGCUCCUUCCGGCGGUGGGGCUCUGUGCGGUGUAACAUGCCCUUCUUUAAGAGUAAGAGUUAGUCUGGAGGCAUAACUGUAGUGGGUAGGGAGGAACGUAGGGGUGUAGGGGUAGAGUAAGAGUGUGUAAGUGUGUGUGUGUUGGGAGGAAAGUGUGUAUACCAGAGUUUAAGAUGAAGUUUGAAUGUGUAAGUAUGUGUGUGCGUGUGUUUGUAGGGAAGAAAAAGUUGUAUUACAGUAUUUACGAUGAAGUGUGUGUGUGUAUGAGUGUGUAUGUCUGUAUAUGGAUAGAAGAAAUGAUUAAUAUGUAUAUGUAAAGAUAGAUAGAGAGACUGGAUAUUUGUGUGUGUGUGUGUGUGUUUGUGGGCAGCUGAUAUUAUGUAUGUAGAGACAAGUUUGAAAGAUAAACGUUUAUAAAAAGGAGAGAAAGAACGAAGCAUGAAUGAAAUCAAAAGAGAGAGAAGGAGGGUAAGAAAGCAAAAAAUAAUUGUUUACUAUAUACACAUAGAAUGAGAGAUUAAAUUAGACAAGAUGUAUUCAUUCAGAAAUAAGGAGAGUGCACAAGAGAGAGAAGCCUGUGAGUGUAAGAUAUAAAAAAAAAGUUCAUAUAGCAUUUUAGGAGAUAGUUUUCUAAAAAAUUAUAUUAACACAAAAAUAUUUAAAGGGACCAAGAGUAAAAAAAAAAUUUGUAAAUGUAUGUGACGAAAGAUGUGAAAGAAAGUCCUGAAUAAUUAGUGUAGAAAUGAAGUAGAAAUUAGCAUUGUUUUCUUGUGAGCCAAAUUGAUAACAAGAAGAAAAGUAAGAGUUUAAAAGGAGAGAUUAGCAGAUAAGGAAGGAAGUUAAGAGAUAAGAAGAUGCAAUAGAUGAAGCAAAGAGGAAAUGAUGAUAGACUUAAGAGUAGUUUAAAGAAGAGAUAAAGAGGAUCAAGAGGCAAAAGAAUCCAAGAGUUUGUUAAAGAGAAUUUGAUAAGGUUUUGAAUACCACUUGUUUUUAAUUCUUUUCAUCAUUCAAAAAGUAAAAAAAAUAAUAAUAAUGAUCGAAAAGUUUGUGAAGGGAAUUUAUAAGUUUAUGAAUACCUCUUGUUUAUUUAUGUACUUUUUUUACAUUAUUUUCGUCUUUCUUCAUCAUUUCCUUGUGUCUCGUGUAUUGAUAUAGUUCCGUGUUGAGUUGUUUUUCUUGUGUUGUGUUUCUAUGUUGGUUUUGUGUUGAAAGAUUUGUGGGUUUAUGGGUGGUGGGGAAAAAGAGAAAGAGGAGGAGGAAAAAGAAGAGGAAGAGGAGGAGGA